Messenger RNA from Zerene cesonia (dogface butterfly), 1716 nucleotides. RefSeq names its product cytosolic carboxypeptidase 6-like. Gene Ontology annotation, biological process: proteolysis. Gene Ontology annotation, molecular function: metallocarboxypeptidase activity; zinc ion binding. The transcript is spliced from 12 exons. Bases 1 to 1716 code for a protein of 571 amino acids. NCBI's taxonomy places the organism in Eukaryota, Metazoa, Arthropoda, Insecta, Lepidoptera, Pieridae. The record is from RefSeq and is a predicted model, not a curated record.
AUGGAAGCGUUAGUAGAUGAUCUGGAACACGCGACUAUUUAUCGUAAAGGUCCGGACGACAGUGAAGAAAGUGAUGGAGAAGGAGGGCUUGGUAAUCUCAAUAGAUUGAUUGUCCGUCCACCAGGACACAGCGGUAAGGCAAAACGUGGCCAUUUGUGCUUCGACGCUGCGUUUGAAUGCGGAAACUUGGGCAGAGCUGAUCACAUCACGGAGCUGGAAUACGACUUGUUCAUAAGACCGGAUACUUGUCGGCCUCGAUCGCGGUUUUGGUUCAAUUUUACAGUGGAGAAUGUUAAGCAGGAUCAGCGAGUCAUUUUUAAUUUGGUAAAUUUGGGCCAAGAGUUUACACUUUAUAAUGGCGAUAUGACACCAUUAGUGAGGUCUACAUCACGGACAAAAUGGCAGCGCAUUCCGAGGCGUUUAAUUUUUUACCAUCGUUCGAUCGUUCAUCGGGGUCGAAAAAUAUUAAGUUUAGCGUUUGGAUUCGACCGAGAGGAAGAUGUGUAUCAGUUUGCAGCUAGUUAUCCUUACUCUUAUUCAAGGUUACAGAAACAUCUGAGUAUCUGGGAGAAGAAAGCGGAAGGUUUUGCCAAAAGGGAAUCCAUUGCACAAACAACGCAAAAACGGCGAAUCGACCUCAUAACUAUAGAAGAUUUUAAUGUAAAAGGAAAAAGCGUCUCAAAGAAACGUGUCGUACUUAUAUUGGCCCGAACACACGGCGGGGAUUCUCCGGCUUCUUAUAUAUGUCAAGGUUUCCUGGAUUUUCUUGUUAGUACAUCGGAAAAGGCCCAAACAUUACGAAAUAACAUCGUAAUUCAGAUUGUACCAAUGGUAAAUCCAGACGGUGUAUUCCUGGGGAACCAUCGAUCUGAUUUAUUGGGCUCAGACCUCAAUCGUUGCUGGAACAGAGCCACAAGCUUUGCUCAUCCCGCUCUUAUUGCCGUUAACGAACUUGUCAAAAAAAUAUCUGCAGAAAAAACUCUUCAAUUAGAUUUCAUCAUAGAUCUACAUUCUGACAUCAUCCAUGAAGGAGUGUUUGUAAGAGGAAACUCUUAUGAUGAUGUUUAUAGAUUUGAACGUCACGCAGUUCUGCCGAAAUUCCUAGCUGUGCGGGUAGAAGCGUGGCAAACAGGUUCCUGUAUAUACAACGCAGACGCUCUGCUAGCGGGCAGUGCCCGGCGCGCGCUGCCUGCGGGUGCGGUCGACGCUUACUCGCUGCUGGCCUCUUUGGGCGGCCGGAGACUAAACUCUAGAGGACCAUAUAUGCAUUACACGGAAGAUGCUUGUAUCCUUUCAACCGAAUUAGAAAAACGUUUCCAAUUCGACAGUAUUUUUUGUCUUUUUUUUCCAGAAUUUUGGAGCCUUAGGUCUCCCAGUUCAUCCCCAGAGCGAAGGGUGCUUGCUGCGAGGGUGCUAUCACCGCCGCUGCCGGCCGCGUCGCCGCCCGUUUUACGCGCUUUACCGCCAAGAACUGCUCGUUAUGCGACACUUCGUACAAGACCAAAGACUGUACCUGUUGAAAAUGAUGCUUUACCUAUUAUAAAAGGGACAGCUGUGCGGACGCCAAGGUUAGCAGUAGUGGAUUUCAGCGCAUACAUCAGAACACCGACCCUCCAGGGCCCAUACAAGAACCGCCCCAAACUAGCUCGGAUACCGCGACCCACUCACGCUCGCUUCACCAGCGAUGAAUAUGAUACUCAUGAAUCUGACUCAUAA